Molecule: messenger RNA, 1482 nt
Organism: Thermochaetoides thermophila DSM 1495
Lineage: Eukaryota; Fungi; Ascomycota; Sordariomycetes; Sordariales; Chaetomiaceae
Product: 26S proteasome regulatory subunit rpn5-like protein
Exons: 3
Coding region: 1-1482 (493 amino acids)
Cellular component (GO): cytoplasm; proteasome regulatory particle, lid subcomplex; nuclear proteasome complex
Source: RefSeq, a predicted model, not a curated record
AUGGCGGACGCAGCAUUGAAGCCCGAGAAGGACUACUCGAAGGAGGCCGACAAGCUGAUUCCCGAGGCUGAGCAGCUUGCAAAGAAAGACCUCCAUGCUGCCAUCGAGAAGCUCGCGGUACUCGAGAAGCAGGCUCGCCAGGCCUCCGACCUCGCCACGACAUCACGCGUCUUGAUUACCAUUGUCACCCUUUGCAAGAAUGCCGGCGAUUGGGGCCUUCUCAACGAUCAGACCCUGGUGCUUUCCAAGAAGCAUGGCCAGCUCAAGCAGGCCAUCACCAAGAUGGUCCAGACCGUCAUGGGCUUUUUGGACGAGACACCAAACAUGGAGACCAAGCUCUCUGUUAUUGAGACUCUCCGCACAGUCACCGAGGGCAAGAUCUUCGUCGAAGUUGAGCGUGCCCGUGUGACUAAGAUCCUCUCCGACAUCAAGAAGCAGCAGGGCGACUUAAGGGCCGCCACCGACACGCUCUGCGAGCUCCAAGUCGAAACCUUCGGGUCUAUGUCCCGACGCGAGAAGGUCGAGUUCAUCCUAGCACAGGUAGCGCUCUGCAUUGAGAUUGGGGACUGGACACAGGCCGGCAUUCUCAGCCGUAAGAUCAGCACCCGUUACUUGGCGCGGAAGCCCAAGAAGACACCCGAGCAGCUCGAGAAAGAGAAGAAGGAGCGCGAGAAGAAGCCCAAGCCAGAGGAGGAGGAGGCUCCGACGGAAGAGGAGGACCUCGAGGAGCUCAAGCUCCAGUAUUACAGCCAGCAGAUCACCCUGGCCAAGCACGACGGCCGGUACCUGGAUGUAUGCAAGCACUAUAGGCAAGUGCUGGACACGGAGACUGUAGAGCAAGACCCGGAGAAGCUGCGCGCGACGCUGCAAAGGAUCAUCUGGUUCGUCAUUCUCGCACCGCAUGACAACGAACAACAUGAUCUCCUGCAUAGAAUCAGCAAAGAGCCUCGGAAUGCCAUGGUUCCCGAGGAUGCUGAGCUUCUGAAGUUGUUUACUGUCCACGAGCUGAUGCGGUGGCCGGAGGUGUCGAAGGUAUUCGGGCCGCACUUGCUCAGCACCGACGUCUUCGACGCCGCUCCUGGGCAGUCGCCCGACGAUAAGGCGUUCGAGAGGUGGCAGGAUCUGCGCAAGCGCGUCAUUGAGCACAACGUGCGCGUGGUGGCGCGCUACUACACGCGCAUCCGUAUGGACCGGCUGACGCAGCUGCUCGAUCUGACGGAAGACGAGACGGAGAAGUAUAUCAGCGAGCUCGUCACGUCGAAGACUAUCUACGCGAAGAUUGACCGACCUGCUCGCAUCGUGAGCUUCGCUAAGCCUCGUGAUGCUGACGACAUCCUCAACGAGUGGAGCUACAACAUGAAGAGCCUGCUCGGUUUGUUAGAGCGCAUCGAUCACUUGAUCACCAAGGAGGAGAUGAUGGCACGUAUCCAGCCUGGUGCUAAAGGGUCCAAGAAAGGCAAGGAGUCUAAGAAGGCUCGCUAA